AUGCUAAACAUCCUAAUAACUCACCUAAUUAACCCCCUAGCCUACAUUGUACCCGUUCUCCUAGCAGUAGCUUUCCUAACAUUAAUUGAACGAAAAGUACUAGGUUAUAUACAACUACGAAAAGGCCCUAACGUAGUAGGACCCUACGGACUACUACAACCCAUCGCCGAUGGAGUUAAACUCUUUAUUAAAGAACCAGUCCGCCCCUCCACAUCAUCCCCAUUCUUAUUCCUCGCCACCCCCAUACUCGCACUAACCCUAGCCAUAACCCUAUGAGCACCAAUACCCAUACCUCACCCCGUAACGGACCUCAACCUGGGAAUCCUAUUUAUCCUAGCCCUAUCAAGCCUAGCAGUAUACUCAAUCCUGGGGUCAGGAUGAGCAUCAAAUUCAAAAUACGCGCUAAUCGGGGCCCUACGGGCCGUAGCCCAAACAAUUUCAUAUGAAGUAAGUCUUGGGCUAAUCCUCCUUUCAGUAAUCAUCUUUUCAGGAGGUUAUACACUACAAACAUUCAACACCACCCAAGAAAGCAUCUGACUACUCGUACCCGCUUGACCCCUAGCCGCAAUAUGGUAUAUCUCAACACUAGCCGAAACAAACCGAGCACCAUUUGACCUAACAGAAGGAGAAUCCGAACUAGUCUCUGGCUUCAACGUAGAAUAUGCAGGAGGGCCCUUCGCCCUAUUCUUCCUAGCAGAAUAUGCCAAUAUUCUACUAAUAAACACACUAUCAGCCGUACUAUUCCUAGGAGCCUCACACAUCCCAAGCAUCCCUGAACUCACAACCAUUAACCUAAUAACCAAAGCUGCAUUAUUAUCAAUUUUAUUCCUAUGAGUACGAGCCUCUUAUCCACGAUUCCGAUAUGAUCAACUAAUGCACUUGGUCUGAAAAAACUUCCUCCCCCUCACACUAGCCUUCGUUCUAUGACACACCGCCCUACCAAUUGCACUAGCAGGACUCCCCCCACAACUAUAA
Molecule: messenger RNA, 975 nt
Organism: Labeo rohita (rohu)
Lineage: Eukaryota; Metazoa; Chordata; Actinopteri; Cypriniformes; Cyprinidae
Source: the annotation of a RefSeq genome assembly